Molecule: messenger RNA, 3807 nt
Organism: Candidozyma duobushaemuli
Lineage: Eukaryota; Fungi; Ascomycota; Pichiomycetes; Serinales; Metschnikowiaceae
Exons: 3
Coding region: 1-3807 (1268 amino acids)
Biological process (GO): GABA catabolic process
Molecular function (GO): zinc ion binding; succinate-semialdehyde dehydrogenase (NAD+) activity
Source: RefSeq, a predicted model, not a curated record
AUGGUGGACAGACAAACCAUUCUAUUAGUCAUCAUUAUGGUGAUGCUAUUUACCUUGCCUCCAGGCUCAGAUCAACCAUUGGCCUCGGAAGACAGGGCCGUUUUACAAAAAUUCAAGUCUAGCCUUAUUCAAAGCCGAAAGGAGGUGCUAGAUUCACAAUAUUGGCUAGGGUAUGGGAACCUAACAGGUCUUAAACUCUCGUACCAGGACAACCUUAAAAAGAAGAAUGUUCUGCUAUGGCCAUUUCGUGAAUACUCGAAAAAGAACCCGUGGAAGGAGAGGGAACAGGACAGUUUAUUACCAGAUGAAGUGAGUAAGCGAGUCAAGGAGAAUUGGGGAAACGAUCCCGUGCUUUCUGGUGAUGAUCAUGCAUAUCCACUCAACAUAUCUGGUCACUUGUUCGGUGAUUUUGAUGUUGUAAAGCCCGACAAAGCUCUCAAGCCCUUUCGCAUGAGGCUACCGAGGUAUUUAAAGGAAUACUACCUGCUUUAUAAGCAAGAGAAAUAUGAGGAAGAGAGACAAAGAUACGAGCUGGACCCGGAAUCAAAUUCACCUCCUCAGGAAAUAGAAGGCAGCAAAGAGAAGGCUGGCAACAUCACCACUUAUAAGGAAGGUGUUAUAGAGCUUGAGCUACAUUCCUUGGGAUAUAACUUCAUGAACCCGGAGUUAUCCGACUUCGUGAAGCAAAAUCCAAAAUCCAAAAUUGAUGACUCAGUGGUGGUCACAAUGAGCAUGAAUUUGAAAGACUACCCUGAAAAACAUGAUGAUGAGUUCAAGAUGUUGGGAGUGUAUUACCAGUCUAUGGGCGCUUUGAUAGCUUCGACAAAGUCUGCAAAGUUUGAAGGCGGGCAUGCACUUCCUCACUUCACGAUGAAUGAAGAGAACUUCAACAUCUCCAAGGCCCUUAUGAGUCAAAUCGUAAACGUUACCGACAUUGAACAAGAGGUAUCUAUUGAUGACAUGAAUAACGCAAUUGAAAGAUCCCAGGACCAGUGUGAGUACAUCACAUACUUCCAGCUUGAGCGAACAGAUUUUACCAAAGAUCAGCUUCGAGCAAUUGAUGACGAACUUUUCCUGCCACAGGGGGCUCCCAUACCAAAGAAGCUACCACAAUUGGAGAUCUCACAUGCGAUCUUAUAUUCACCAGAUUGUGGUAUACUUUUAGAAAACAAGAAAUCGGAGGUGUUUUCUGGUCUCCGUCUGGAGAUUUCAAAAACCAGGUCCCGUCAGAUGGCAAUAGGCGUAUUGCUUCUAGCUGUAAUUGAGCUCAACCUCUUAUUGAGACAAAUGAAACGUUGCAGAAGCCCGGGACAGCUUUCUAAUGUUUCAUCUGUAACCGUGUCGUUGUUAGGUUUCUGGACCCUGGUGACACUCGUUUACUUCUUGUUGAGAUCUUUGCAACAAAGUGAGCUAUACAUUUUGUUGACUUGUGUCUCUGUGAUAGCCUCGAUACUAUGUCUACACGAAAUGAGACUUUUGGUUGGUAUUUUUACUGCGCAAGAGAACGAGAGAGGAACUAAUUGGUGGGAGAUUUUGAGAGGAUCGCUGGUGGAAGGCCAAAGCAAUAGAGAAGGUGAGGAUGCGCCGGCUGGUGGGAAUCAGCCUAACGAGGAUACAGUGGCGGCACCUGCUCCAGCUACCACGCCGGCUACAGCGGCUCCACAAGUGAAUACGGUGCAGCAACUCUCUGAUGAGGCUCGCUACCCUAACAUGAUUUUCUUUGCUGGGUUUGCCUUGACAUGCAUAGCAAUGAUGUUGAUCUCGAGUAUCACAAGAUGGAGGAUUUCAUACAGAAGAACAGCUGAGUAUGUCAUCUUGAUUUUUUUCAAUUCUUAUUGGGUUCCUCAGUUCUUCCGGAGCACAUUGAAAAACAGAGUUCGUGUGUUUCUGUGGGAGUAUGCUAUUGGUACUUCACUUGUUCGGUUCAUUCCUGUUUUCUACAUGUGUCUUGAUAAGAACAACGCAAUUCGCCAUCAUUAUGAUCCGGUUAUGGCCAUGGUGGUGUUCAGUUGGAUAUUCACGCAGCUCUUCUUUUUGUACUUGCAAGACUGUUUGGGUGCUAGGUUCUGGGUAAAGGAAAAGUGGUUACCUGAACAGUACAACUAUCACCCAAUCAUCAGCAUUAAAGAUUUAGAAAGUGGAUUUUCGCUGGACAUUGUGGCCAACAUGAAGCCUCAAACUGCUGACAAGGACCUAGCAAUUUGUGACAUUGAUUGUGCAAUUUGUAUGUCCACACUUCAGGUUCCUGUUGUCUCUGGAGAGGUUCUGUCGGUGUCAAAGAAAAAUGUUGAUAGCAUGAUGAAGGAAGUCAUGGUGACACCAUGUCGCCACAUUUUCCACGACAAGUGUUUGGAGGAUUGGAUGGUCUAUAAGCUUCAGUGUCCGCUUCUCAAAACUAAGCCUUAUAUCAACGGCGAAUGGAUCGAGUCCAAAGCUUCCAAGACAUUUGAUGUGGUGGAUCCAGCUACCGAGGAGGUGAUAGCGACGCUCCCAGAUCAGACACCUGAAGAGAUUGACCAUGCCAUCAAAAUCACAAGAGAUGCCUUUGACAGUUAUAAAAAGACCAACGUUGUGGAUAGAUCGAGAUGGUUACGCAACUGGUACGACUUAAUGCUCGAGAAUCUCGACGAUUUGGCCACUCUUAUCACUAUGGAGAAUGGUAAGUGCUUAAAUGAUGCACUUGGAGAGGUAAAAUAUGCUGCCUCGUACUUUGAAUGGUUCUCUGAAGAAGCGAAAAGAAAUUAUGGCCACACUAUUCAGCCAGCUAACAGCAACAACAAGAUCAUCACCUACAAGCAGCCUGUGGGUGUGGUGGGGCUCCUCUGUCCGUUCAACUUUCCUGCUGCAAUGGGUGCAAGAAAGGCUGCACCGGCAUUGGCUGUCGGAUGCACGUGUAUCAUGAAACCAGACGCUCAGACACCAUUGACUGCUUUGGCGAUGGCUCAUUUGGCCGAUAAGGCUGGGUUUCCCAAGGGAGUAUUCAACGUUGUGUUGAGUUCGGUUGAGUCGACACCAGUCUGUGGAACAAAGUUCUGCGAGUCGCCACUCAUCAAAAAGGUGUCUUUCACCGGAUCUACGCCAGUGGGAAAGCUUUUGAUGAAACAGCUGUCGCUGACGCUCAAGAAAUUGCUGAUGGAGCUCGGUGGAAAUGCUCCAAUUGUUGUUUUUGAAGAUGCGAAGCUCGACCAGGCAGUUGAGCAGGCAAUCGCCUCAAAAUUCCGCUCCUUGGGCCAAACAUGCGUUUGUGCUAACCGCAUUUACGUUCAAGCGGGUAUCUACGAUGAGUUCUGUCUGCGCUUUGCCGAGAAAGUGAAGUCGUUCAAAAUCGGCAACGGUUUCGAGAAGGGCGUCACCCACGGAUGCUUGAUCAACACGCGAGCGAUCGAUAAGGUAGAGGAGCACGUCAGAGAUGCCGUUGGCAAAGGGGCAGAAAUUCUUGUGGAAGGUGGGCGCCUCAGCGAUCUUGGCAAACACUUCUACAGUCCAUACGUGCUUGGGAAGGCCACCAAGGAAAUGAAUUGUUUUGGUGAGGAGACGUUCGAGACCCAGGAAGAGGUUGUUGCUGAGUGCAACGAUACGCCAUUUGGGCUUGCGGCUUAUGUGUUUCUGGAGAGCCUCAACCGAGUGUGGCAAGUGUCCGAGGCGCUUGAGACAGGCAUGGUGAGUGUGAACAGCGGGAUUUUCACCGAUGCCGCAUUGCCCUUUGGUGGAGUCAAGGAGUCAGGAUUUGGCCGGGAAGGCUCCCUCUAUGGCAUGGAUGACUACACCGUGGUGAAGCUGGUUUCUCUCGGCAAUGUCUAUGGCUAG